Molecule: messenger RNA, 2638 nt
Organism: Erythranthe guttata (spotted monkey flower)
Lineage: Eukaryota; Viridiplantae; Streptophyta; Magnoliopsida; Lamiales; Phrymaceae
Product: serine/threonine-protein kinase ATG1c
Biological process (GO): regulation of autophagy; peptidyl-serine phosphorylation
Cellular component (GO): cytoplasm
Molecular function (GO): protein serine/threonine kinase activity; ATP binding
Source: RefSeq, a predicted model, not a curated record
AGCACCAAACCACGACUUUAAAUUAAUAAUGUUAAAUGUUAAUUACAACACUUAAAAAGUCAAAAAUCUUGUUUAAAUCAUAAUUACUCCCUAAUAUCGAUCGUUUAAGCAAAACAACCCCGGGGCUCCAACAUAAACACCAUAAGCAACAUAUAUAAUUAAAAAGGAAAAAGAAAAAUUGAAUUCGAAAUCCCUCCAUUAAUAUCUUUACCCAUAAACGACAGCGGAAAUUCAGUGAAGAAGAAGAAGCUAAAACAGCAGAAAAGCCAACAAAUCAGCAAAACAACUCGAGGAUAAAUCCAGGGGUGAUCGCUGUGCGGUUCAGUGGUUUUCGUUUUACCAACCAAAAACACGAGCAAGUCUUCUUUUUCUCCGGUUGGUUUUGAGCUUAAGGUGGAUGAUCGAGGGUUUCCCGAUGGCGCAAUCGACGAGGAGGCAUUACGUGGUGGGGGAUUAUGCUGUAGGGAGGCAGAUUGGGGCGGGCUCGUUCUCCACGGUGUGGCACGCGCGCCACCGCGUCCAUGGCACUGAAUUCGCGAUCAAAGAAAUUGUCACCUCUCAAUUGAACCCCAAAUUGCAGGAAAGCCUCAAAUCGGAGAUUUUUAUUCUUAAGAGAGUCAACCACCCUAAUAUUAUCCGUUUGCACGACAUGAUCGAGGAACCUGGAAAGAUAUACAUUGUUUUGGAGUACUGCAAAGGAGGUGACCUUUCAAUGUAUAUUCAACGACGCCAAGGAAGAAUCCCCGAGGAAACUGCAAAGCAUUUUAUGCAGCAACUAGCGGAAGGUCUAAAAGUUCUUCACAAAAACGACCUAGUACACCGAGAUCUGAAGCCGCAGAAUCUUCUCCUUUCCACUAACGGUGACAACAGUGUUUUGAAGAUUGCUGAUUUCGGAUUUGCAAGGUCUCUACCAUCUAGAGGUCUUGCAGAAACCUUAUGUGGCUCACCACUUUACAUGGCUCCAGAAAUUAUGGAGCUAAAAAAAUAUGAUGCUAAGGCAGAUCUCUGGAGUGUCGGUACCAUUCUGUUCCAGCUUGUAACUGGUAAAACUCCGUUUACAGGAAGUAAUCAAAUUCAGCUUCUCCAGAACAUCAUAACGUCAACUCAAUUGCAAUUUCCACCCGAGGCAAAGGAUUUGGAUCCCCACUGCAUGGAUUUGUGCAGAAAACUACUGCGGCGUAACCCAGUGGAGCGGUUGACAUAUGAAGAAUUUUUUAACCAUCCAUAUCUAUCUCGGAGACAGCCGGAUGAAUCCCUCAGAUAUACAGCACAAAAUUCCCAAGAAGAUUGCUUACUGUUCAGUCUAGAUGAUGAUUCCAGUGGUCCUGAUGGCAGUCCAUCUUCCCCAAGGAGGUCCACCAUGAAAUCGACGUAUGGUUUUUCUCUUGAUCCAAAGUCUGGUCGAAGAGGUAUCUCUAAUGUUGCAAACAGAACAGAAUUUUCAAAGUAUAGUGGUGGCCCACAUAAAACAGAAAUCAAAGGGUCCAGUCUCGGGAAAUGCCAGCUUUCAGAAGGAAACCUCAAAGAAUCUCUUAAACCAACAGAACUUGGCUUACUUGAUAGUCGUCCAAAAGUCGUGGAUUCACUGGAGUUGAACGACGAGGAAUAUGUGAUUGUCACUGGUCCUCAAAUAGACUUUCCGCCCUCUGCACAUGCUUCUAAGACAAGUCACUUUUCAUCGAAAACUGGUAUCCCUCCUCUUUAUUCUGGAAAUGUGAACUCCACACCAAGUGCUCCUGUACCAAUAGUUGGUAGAGCAACCGAUAGAGUUAAUUAUGCUGAGAGUCUAGAAAAUCGACUAUCUUCUCCGGGGAUUUCACAAGGAUCAAUGGAUAUAGAAGAUACUUUAGAGCAGCCAUCAACUGACUAUAUUACACAGAUCAGUUCAUUGCAGCGUUAUGCAGCUGCCAUCACUGAAUUAGUGAAUGACAAGAUCGAGGGAGGAAAGCAACUAGAAGCCUUUUCAGUUCAGCUUGUAAUUCUUGCUAUAUGGAAGCAAGCGUUGCAUAUUUGCCAUACCCAUGCAGCUUCAGCUACUGAAGGUGAAGGGAGUCCAAGCCAAGAUGCUACAAGUUUUGGAGACAAAGAGGGCCCACUCGAUAUCUGUUCAAAGAUAGAGAGAUCAUUUCUUCAUGAAGUUGGGCAUGCGGAGGAACUUGCUAAAGUAAUAGAUCCUGGAAAUGAAGAGAUGCCGGAUGCAAUGGAAUUGGUGUACCAGUCAGCCCUUGCUUUGGGCAGACAUGGAGCAGUAGACGAAUAUAUGGGUGAUACUGAAAGCGCUGUUGUUUCCUAUUCAAAAGCAGCGCGUUUAUUACUGUUUCUGUUAGUUGAAGCCCCAUGCCUCAUUUUGAAUCCUCCGUUUUCCCUGACCAAUUCAGACCGAUAUCGUAUUAAGAAUUACAUCCAUGUCCUCAAUAACAGGCAAAGCGUUUCACGGUCUCAGAGAGUGGCUGUCUUUAAAGGAUGAGACUCAGCUCUAGCCCUUCUUGGAACUGGUGAUAAAAAAAUUUCCAUUCUGUAUAUAUAUGUAUAUAUUGUAUAUAUAUUUUUUUUCUUAUUCUGUACAGUAAUUUGGUGAGGGUGAGGAUGGAGUUAUUUAUUAUGAAACUCUUGUCCUAAUGAAAUUAUUGUUUGAUCA